AUGGAAACUCCAACAUAUGAAUAUUAUGACAGCACUGGGUUUUUAGUAGCUGAACCAUGCAACAGGGACGGUGACAAUAUUUUGGGAGCUCAACUGUCCAUCGAGUACUACUUCAUGUUUGUCUUCAAUCUUAUUGUCAAUAGCAUAGUCCUCAUCAUCAUCUACAGGUUUGAACAGCUGACCACUGUGACCAACAUCUUGCUGUUGAACCUGGUGGCGUCCUCCCUGAUCUUCGCGAGUAGUCUUCCAUUCAUGGCAGUCUACAUGCAACUCUCCAACUGGAUCUUUGGCACCGCUAUGUGCAAGAUUGUUGGCAGCGUCUACUAUCUAGGGUUUUAUAGCUCUGUCCUCUUCCUAGCUCUUCUUACCUUUGACCGACACCUUGCAGUUGUAUACUCAGUGUGUCCAUCACAAGUGAGAAAUCAAAGGUAUGCAGUAUUGUCCUGUGCUGUGGUGUGGGUAGUCAGUGGUUUGGCAUGUAUCAAACCAAUGAUUCUGCAUAAAAUUUUUACUUCAAAUUUUGAUAACAAAACUCUGUGUCAAGAAUAUCCUGGUUAUAUUCCAAAUAUUGAUGUGGAUGCGUUGAGAUUUUUUGGGUUUUACAUUCAGCUUUUCCUUUUCUUUAUCUUCCCAUUGGUUGUAAUUGUCUAUUGCUAUGCAAGAAUCACAAUCACUGUUGUGUCGUCCAAGAUUGUGACAAGGUUCAAGACAGUCCGGCUGAUAUUCAUCAUUGUCCUGUUGUUUUUCAUGUGCUGGACCCCUUUUAACAUUGUACUGAUGUAUGAUGAACCAACUAGCUGUGAGGAAGAACAGAAACUCGGCUAUGCGCUUCAAAUCACGCGUAACAUUGCCAACAUUUACUUUUGCAUCAGUCCCGUCUUCUACACGUUUGUUGGGAAGAAAUUCCAGAACUAUUUCAGGCAGCUCCUGGUGAAGCGCUUCCCAAAGUUAAAGAGAUACAUUUCUGUUAGUCAAAACAGCAGAAGCAACAUGUCCACAAAAAGUACAAGAAAUGAGUUUUAG
Pelmatolapia mariae (spotted tilapia) is the source of this 1023-nucleotide messenger RNA. Its product is annotated as C-C chemokine receptor type 1-like. The record is from RefSeq and is a predicted model, not a curated record. The coding region runs from base 1 to 1023 and encodes 340 amino acids. Gene Ontology annotation, cellular component: membrane; external side of plasma membrane. Gene Ontology annotation, molecular function: C-C chemokine receptor activity; C-C chemokine binding. Gene Ontology annotation, biological process: positive regulation of cytosolic calcium ion concentration; cell chemotaxis; calcium-mediated signaling. NCBI's taxonomy places the organism in Eukaryota, Metazoa, Chordata, Actinopteri, Cichliformes, Cichlidae. The transcript has 2 exons.